Molecule: messenger RNA, 759 nt
Organism: Micromonas pusilla CCMP1545
Lineage: Eukaryota; Viridiplantae; Chlorophyta; Mamiellophyceae; Mamiellales; Mamiellaceae
Exons: 1
Coding region: 1-759 (252 amino acids)
Source: RefSeq, a predicted model, not a curated record
AUGGUGAAGAAGCGAGGAGCGAACCAGCACACGGGCAAGCCGUUCAUCGAGUGGUGCGCGGAGAACGGGAAGCGCGGCGAGAGGCUCGCCAACGAGUUCCGCGAGGAGCUGCCGACGGAGCUGACAUAUGCGUCGAACUACAAGGCGAAGUGGAAGUGCAGCAACGUCAAGUGCAAGCACGUGUGGCGGGCGAUGGUGUGCAGCCGCACGAAGAGCCACAGACACACCGGGUGUCCGAAGUGCGCGAAUCGCAUACCGCUGAGCAAGACGCACAACUUCCUCGUGUGGUGCGAGAAGAACGGCGAGCUCGGGAAGAAGCUGUCGCGCGAGUACGUCGAUAAGGACAAGCCGCCGACGGCGGUGACGAAAGCGUCGCACUACAAGGCGAAGUGGAAGUGCAGCAACGUCGAGUGCAAGCACGUGUGGAGGGCGCAGGUGAGCGACCGCACGAAGAGCGACAAACCCCGCGGGUGCCCGAAGUGCGCGAAUCAUGGGCCGCUGAGCAAGGCGAACAACUUCCUCGUGUGGUGCGAGAAGAACGGCGAGCUCGGGAAGAAGCUGUCGCGCGAGUACGUCGAUAAGGACAAGCCGCCGACGGCGGUGACGUACAGGUCGACGUACAAGGCGCUGUGGAAGUGCGCGGAGUGCGACCACGAGUGGCUGGCGACGCUGAACCAACGCACGACGAGCCGGAACCCCAACGCGUGCCCGGCGUGCGGAGCUCGCAAGUCCGCCGGCGACGAACACGCCGCCGGCUGA